Planococcus citri (citrus mealybug) is the source of this 2943-nucleotide messenger RNA. Its product is annotated as tyrosine-protein phosphatase non-receptor type 11-like. NCBI's taxonomy places the organism in Eukaryota, Metazoa, Arthropoda, Insecta, Hemiptera, Pseudococcidae. The record is from RefSeq and is a predicted model, not a curated record. The transcript is spliced from 14 exons. Gene Ontology annotation, biological process: protein dephosphorylation; positive regulation of ERK1 and ERK2 cascade. Gene Ontology annotation, cellular component: cytoplasm. Bases 447 to 2294 code for a protein of 615 amino acids. Gene Ontology annotation, molecular function: non-membrane spanning protein tyrosine phosphatase activity; cell adhesion molecule binding; receptor tyrosine kinase binding.
GAGUGUGGAAAUGGAUAAAAAGAAAUAUUGUGCCGUUAUUGGUUAUGCUGUGAAAUUAUAAAUUUUAAAUUAGAAAAUUUUCGUUAAAAUUUCUGCUUUGUGACGAAUUGUAGCGCGUUUAACGUAUGCUGAAGCAUUUGUUCGAUACUUUUGCGAAGCGUUCAGUCAACUGAUGAUAAUUUCUGCUCUGGACAAAGGUUUCAGAAAAAUACCCAGAUGAGAAAAACGUGACAAGGUUGAUUGGCCUUCUCUAUGCGAAAUAAAUAGGCCUAAGAUCACUUCACUCAAACCGUUCCAGUACAGUUUGAGACGUGGAUCAGAUCAGCUUAAGAGGGGAGGUAUCGGAUACUUUGCCGAUACCCAAAAUCGAAGGAUUGGUUACCAAGAAGCCAUAUCAGUUGAAAAGAUGGUUUCAUCCGAAUAUCUCCGGAUUAGGGGCGGAAGAGAUGCUGAUGGAGCAAGGCUUCGACGGAUCUUUUCUAGCCAGACCUUCUCUCAACAGUCCAGGCGACUUUACGCUUUCCGUGAGGAGAAAUGGCGCAGUUACACAUAUCAGAAUACAGAAUUCGGGUGAAUUUUACGAUCUCUUUGGAGGGGAAAAAUUCGCCACGUUGUCGGAGCUGGUCCAAUAUUACAUGGAAAACCAAGGACAACUGAGGGAGAAAAAUGGCGAAAUAAUCGAACUGAAAUUUCCACUAAAUUGCGGCGAUCCGACCACCGAGAGAUGGUUUCACGGUCAUUUAUCUGGUAAAGAAGCAGAAAAAUUGAUUUUAGAAAAGGGUAAAAAUGGUAGUUUCUUAGUACGAGAAUCGCAGAGUAAACCGGGUGAUUUUGUGUUGUCCGUCCGCACUGAUGAUAGAGUUACCCAUGUGAAAAUACGCUCCUUAGAUAAUAAAUACGACGUCGGAGGAGGCGAAAAAUUCGACAGUUUAACCGAAUUAAUCGAAUAUUACAGACAGAAUCCAAUGGUCGAGACGAGCGGAACAGUGGUUCAUCUGAAGCAACCUUUCCACGCUACCAGAAUUAAUGCUUUCGGUAUCGACUUUCGAGUUAAACAAUUACAAAAAGAUAAUGGUGGUCAGACGUCCGGAAAGGCUGGAUUUUGGGAAGAAUUCGAGACGUUGCAAGAGCAAGAAAGCAAGCAUUUAUAUGCCCGCAAAGAGGGUCAAAAACCUGAAAAUAGGAAUAAGAACAGAUAUAAGAAUAUUUUACCUUUCGAUCACACGAGAAUUAAAUUAAAAGACGCCGACCCCAACGAACCAGGAUCAGAUUACAUAAACGCUAAUUUAAUUAAAGGAGAAGAAGAUAUCAAAGCUGGUACAGAAGGCAAAGAACGUCUGUAUAUCGCUACCCAAGGCUGUCUUCCUUCAACUAGAAAAGAUUUUUGGAAUAUGGUUUGGCAAGAGAAUUCCAGAAUCAUAGUCAUGACUACGAAAGAAGUAGAACGAGGAAAGUCGAAAUGCGAACGAUAUUGGCCUGAAGUUGGCGAAUCAGCUGAACAUGGUAAAGUUACCGUACGUAGCAUUUCCGAAGUUGUAAAUACCGAUUACACCUUACGCGAGUUUACGAUCACUUGCGAUGGCGAAGAACGAAAAAUAUUCCAUUAUCAUUUCCAGGCUUGGCCCGAUCAUGGCGUUCCAUCGGAUCCUGGGUGUGUUUUAAAUUUUCUGCAUGACGUGAAUAAACGUCACGACGAGAUAGAUAAAGUGGGCCCGAUAAUAGUCCAUUGUAGUGCCGGCAUCGGCCGCACUGGAACCUUCAUUGUGAUCGAUAUGAUUAUUAAUCAAAUCAAAAAAUACGGUUUAAAUUGUGAGAUAGAUAUUCAAAAAACUAUUCAAAUGGUUCGUUGCCAAAGAUCCGGUAUGGUGCAGACCGAAGCCCAAUACCAAUUUGUGUAUUUAGCUGUUCAACAAUAUAUUCAAACAGUAUCUCAACGAAUGCAAGCUGAUCUAGAAAGUAAACAGUUAGGCAGAGAGUAUACGAAUAUACGAUACAGUAAUGAAGUAUUAUCACCUCUAAGUACAGCGAACGAUUGCGGCGAACGAUCGGUUAAUUUAACUUUAUCCAGUUCAGCUUUAUCAUUGCCAUCGAUGGGAAUAAAUAUACCAUCGUCGGCUCGUGAUAAAAAUACGAAAUCCCCUACCGAAGUAUUUUUCCCCAGACCACCUGAUAACAUUCCGAAACAAAUAUACGAAAAUAUGCCAGCGAAAGAACGAAAAUUCACUCCUGUAAAUUAUAAUAACAUGAGUCCUCCUCCGUUUCUAGCUCCUCCGCCACCUCCGCGAAAAACUUGAUGAAUUUUGCGGUAGCAUUGUUUUAAAAUGUUUUCGUUAUACGUUCUUUUUUUUCUGUUCAUUUUAUCAUUAUUUAUGAUCUGUUUGAGUUUUAGUACGUUAUAAGUUAUGUAUUUUACGAAUAAGUUUAUUAAAAGUUUAACUAGUCUGUAUGUUAGAACAUCGUGUUUGAAAAUAGAAGCUUUGAUAGCACAACGCUAAAUAUUAUGGUCAAUUUUAUGUGUAUGUAAACUUGUGAGUUUUCUUUCUUUUCUUUUUUUUUUUUUUUUGUAACCAAGCUCCAAAGUAUUGAAUGUUUUAAAUUAGGUUUUACUACGUAGACUAAGUGAUGCACAUCGGUGAAAAAAAAAUCCAUUGCUAUUUGUACCUUUAUCUAGACCCACCACGGUUUAUGUUUUAAAAAAAAAAACAAACAAACGACAUCAACAAUAAAAUUUAUUCAAUUAUUCCAAGGUGUACGUUCGAACAGUAUUGAGAAAAACAAUUACUUAAAUUCGUUUGUGCCUGAAUUUAUUUAAUGUGAUAUUUAUUUUUGCUUAUUUUCUAAGAACUGUUUGUGUUUUAUAUAUUUAUCGGAUGUAUAAUAUGUUAUAUGGCUUAACAUUUGUACUUACGUAAUUCUUACUCAUUAAAGGAGAAGUACAGUGUA